Messenger RNA from Ricinus communis (castor bean), 646 nucleotides. RefSeq lists its product as uncharacterized. Bases 91 to 519 code for a protein of 142 amino acids. The transcript has 2 exons. Lineage: Eukaryota; Viridiplantae; Streptophyta; Magnoliopsida; Malpighiales; Euphorbiaceae. The record is from RefSeq and is a predicted model, not a curated record.
AGAUAUUAUGGUGUGGUAUUAUUUCUAUUUAGUUCCUUUGCAGGCUAUUUUGCAACCUCCCUUAGUACAGCAGAGUCCGACUGCCACGCUAUGGGAGACCGUCGCUUGAUGGAAGAUAGUGAAGGAGGAGAAUACUGGUUGGCGAUGGUGAUCAGUCUGUGCUGUUUUGUUCAUUAUCCUUUAAUAUGUUUCACUAACGACGGAAGAGUUUCCGACGAAGACACCGUGAUAGCGGGCCCAAAACAACGAUCAGACGGUGAUAAUCUGUACGAUAAAGCAAGUAAUUAUUCCCGGCGAUCAGACGGUGAUAAUCUAUACGACAAGGCAAGUAAUUGUCUGGGGAUUUUCAAUAGCUUCUCUUUCUCUCCCCUGAAAUUCAGCUCUGUAUCAUUCUACUGGGUCCCACGUCAGCUGGUAGGACUCAACAAAAAGUGGGUUCCAGGUGGGGGUCAGGAGUGGUUGAUUUAUUUUUGGUUGAAAGGUCAGCAUAAAACGUGUUCCAAGAAUAGAACGACUUGAAGGAAUCCAUAUCAGCCGUCUGAUUUCAAUUUGAUAAAAAUGGGUGCUGAUUUGGUGCCCAAUCAAUCAGGUUCUGUUCUUUUGAAAUUGUGUGGGGCCAACUGAAAAUUUUCUUUCUCUUUUGUAC